UGCUGCUCACAGCAGAGUGCAUCACACCCACUGACUUCUAACUGAGGAGAACCAGCUCCAUAUCAACUCUGAGAUUCUCUGAAAGCCCAGUCAGCUUCCUGCAUCUCACUGCUCACAGCUGCGAGGAGCUGAUUUAACAUUCAGAGAGGAAGGAGAGAUAUUAGAGCCAAAGAGGAGGGCCUGACAGGGAGCCAGAUCAGCAGGCAAGCUGCUGCUGCAGGGGGAGGAAGAGCAGGCUAUGCACCAGCCAAAGCCAGAGGUCAAGAAGAAAAGAGAGAGAGUAGUAAAAAGGUAGACUCGGACAGAGAGGAGGGUCAUCCGUGAUCUGAAGGAGAAUCCCAGCCUCUCUUUGUUGCUCCGAGGGCCACAGAGCGGGGGGAGGACGAUGUGAAGGAGAGCAGGGAGGGAGGCAGCUGUGAGAAAGACCAGAGAUGCUCUCAGAGAUCAUGUGCAGGAGGAUCUUCCAGCAGCAGAGGCAGCAGGACGAGAAGGAGGCUCAGGUGAGGGAGGCCAGCAUCCGCAGGAAGCUCGGCUGCUCCUCCAAAAGCUGCAGGGGGAGGAAGGCGGGGGGGGCGGGGCGCGGGAGGGCACGCAACCCCCACCUGCACCCGCAACGUCAUCACGCACACAGACCGCCGCUGUCCCUGCGUCCUGUCAACGUCAAAGGGAACAGAGCCAGGGGGAUGCGGGCCCCCCAGAACACCAACCAGUUCCUGAUGCAGGAGAAGUACCAGAUGCAGCACCUGAGGUCCGACUCGGUGGGCAGCGACAGCGGCUGCAGCUCCGACAGCGACCUGGAGCUCACCGACAUGGACUCCUACCUGGGCGUCCUGGAGAACGCCAGAGGGGCCCUUCUGGACAGCCCCAGCCCGGACGGCUGGAUGACGUCACCGGGGCCCCUGCUGGUGCUGGAUCGGGACAGUCCCUGCGUGUUCCUGCAGGAGGACAGCAUGCAGUACUUCCCCUCUGAGGACGACCUGCUGCAGAGCCAGAACUUCAUGCAGAGGGACUUUGCUCAGUUCUGUGAUUUCCUUUCACCAUGACGCAGACUGAACACGGUCAGGUUGGUUCUGAUUCAUGCUUACUGUCAACAAAACAAAGUUUCCACCUCACUGAGUCAGAAUCUGGAGGACUGGAUGCUUUUACUGGGUCCAUCAGAAACUUCUAAAAGUGUCAUUUUGUUUUCUGAGGAGAAACUAAAGGAAGCAGCACCAGCUGGGCUGAAUUAAUGUUGUUUUUUUAAACUUUUAUAUCAGAAAUGUCUUGUUUUUACUGUGGAUAUUUGGACAUGUUGUCUAUGAGGCUUUGUGUUGUUGUUUUUACAUAAAAGCAAAUGGCUGAAUGGUGGGAGUGAGCUCAAAGGGCCAAUCAGCAUGGAGCUGGCCUGAUUAGGCUGCAGAUGAUUGGCCUUUGAGGACUUCAAGCUGUAUACAAAAUAAAAAAAAGUUUAAAUAAAUAUGUUUG
Messenger RNA from Cyprinodon variegatus (sheepshead minnow), 1464 nucleotides. Its product is annotated as coiled-coil domain-containing glutamate-rich protein 1-like. The transcript has a single exon. NCBI's taxonomy places the organism in Eukaryota, Metazoa, Chordata, Actinopteri, Cyprinodontiformes, Cyprinodontidae. The record is from RefSeq and is a predicted model, not a curated record. Bases 432 to 1043 code for a protein of 203 amino acids.